Clonostachys byssicola is the source of this 321-nucleotide messenger RNA. The record is from the annotation of a GenBank genome assembly. NCBI's taxonomy places the organism in Eukaryota, Fungi, Ascomycota, Sordariomycetes, Hypocreales, Bionectriaceae.
AUGGCCAGCCAGUUCACCUCCUACAUGUCCGCCCGGUCCAGCUGGCACUCCAAGCACAGGAGCGAGCUCGGGAAGUACGUCUCCGCCUGCGCGGAUGACCUCAUCAAGAUCGGCGAGGAUUCUAACGUCGACCUCUCCGGUAUUACCUCGACUUGUGACGAGUACCUGUGGGCGACGUCGACUGCUCGCCCUACCUCGAGCAACAGCAACAACAGCGGCGACAAGGACAGUGAUAAGGGUACUGCUGCCCAAGUCUCGAUCUCGAUCUCUAUCAUCGGUGCGGCUCUGGCUGCUGGUAUUAUUGCCGUUGGUCUACUAUAA